Myxocyprinus asiaticus (Chinese sucker) is the source of this 1679-nucleotide messenger RNA. Its product is annotated as homeobox protein SEBOX-like. The transcript is spliced from 3 exons. Lineage: Eukaryota; Metazoa; Chordata; Actinopteri; Cypriniformes; Catostomidae. Gene Ontology annotation, molecular function: DNA binding. The record is from RefSeq and is a predicted model, not a curated record. The coding region runs from base 322 to 1293 and encodes 323 amino acids.
UCUGAAUCUCUGUUUUCCUGUCCGAGAAGCUGUCAGACAUGCUUUUGGAGGAGUCACUAAUGAGGGUGGGGGAUCAAAGUGGAAACGUUUUACUCUUCUCUCCAGUUGUGUGUUGAGACGCUCACAGAUCUGUCACUAUGCCAACGAUGACACCUUGAAAGACAAUAGGCGCUGGGGGUGUGAAAAGAAGCGAGUAUAAAGAGGGUGGGUUUAGAUGGAUUCUGAAACAUUUCAUCGUUGGAUGUGGACAGGACAGAAACCUCUAACUCAGGAGAGGGAGUACCACAACUAAAUCAACGUUUAUUGCGUGAAUUCAGGGCUAUGGCAUUAUUUUUGGACCAAUCGUUCGAUUUAGUUAAAACAAUAGCUGCGGGAAGAGAGAAAGAUUUUAUUUUCAACACUAACAUGGUCCAGUUUACAGAUGUAACAACCGAGCAAACGUUGUCUUCUCUUGAACUGGAAAGAACUAACCAUCCAGAGGGACAGAGGAAAAGGAAGAGAACUAUUUUCAGCCGCUCUCAAUUGUCAGAACUGGAGCGCACUUUCGUGGUUACCCCGUACCCGGAUAUCACACUUCGCGAAAGACUGGCUGCACUCACACUGCUUCCAGAAAGCAAAAUUCAGGUGUGGUUCCAAAACAGACGAGCUCGCAGUAUGAAAAGCAAGAAGCUGACCAGACCACUUAGGAGAGUGAGUCCAAACAGGGCAGUGAGCUCAAGCUCUUUACCUACAGCUAGACUUCCAUCGACUUUCACCUCAGAACAGAUUUCUGUAGCUCCAGAACAGAGAGACAGGCCUGAGAGAUAUCAAACGGCCAGCAGAGACUCCAACCACCAGCAACACAUCCUUAGACAAGUUCUGAGUCCUUGGUCUCAAAAUCUUCUGCGUCCAACGCCACCCCCUCCACCUAUUUCUCCAGACCUGCCUGGAGUUCUGCACUGGGGGACCAGACAUCCUGAUACAUCUGGAGCUUCAUCUUUCUCCAAUUGCCCAUCAGACAGGCCAGCCCAGUAUUCUUUCCAAAAUCAGUCAAGUGGUCUCUGGCAGAUGAACUGCUUCACAGCCCACCCUGAAGGUUUAUCUGGACAUCAAGUGAAGUCCUAUUGUAGUGCCAAUCAGGCCGUAUAUUCCUCCAUGUCUGUGGACCAGGUGAUUCCUACACAUCAAGCCAGUUUGGAGGGAGCCCUACAUAGACAGAAUCAGGCCCUGUCACACUACCAUCAGACCUCGCUGGGAGAUAUCUCUGACCUCAUAUAUAGUGCAGCUGUAGUUACCAAUCUAGAAGACUGCUGACAAGCAGUAAAAUUAAUUAAUUUAUUGAGAUAACUUCAUGUAUUGCUCCAUAAACACUAUUGUAAGAUUUACUGUACUCUCUUGGUGAAAUGACUCUCCUAACAUGCAUCAACCCCCACCAAAUUAUUGCAAUGCAGUGCUUUGACCUGGCCAAUGUGAAGCUUGAAAACAGUUGCUUAUCUCUGUGUUACUGAAAUAAUGCAAAUAAUUUAAAACUUCUGUUUAGUGUAAGAAAGUGAGAAGAACAUGUUGUUUUCUGUUGAGUAAUUAUAUGUUUAUUUUCUUUACACACUGGCUUUGGUACAAAUUUUAACAAUGUGUUUUGUAUGCUUUUCUGUGGGUGCAAUGGGAUAACAUCCAUUCUUUUGUAUCAAGAUUAAAAUGUU